Messenger RNA from Chrysemys picta bellii (western painted turtle), 1735 nucleotides. The record is from RefSeq and is a predicted model, not a curated record. NCBI's taxonomy places the organism in Eukaryota, Metazoa, Chordata, Testudines, Emydidae.
AUGGCCUGUCUGCUUCCCACUGCAGAGCCCAACUACACCAAACCCAACAUCUCCAUGCCCCCCAGCAAGGAGGUCUCCCUGGGGCGAUCCAUGAGCGUCUGGUGUCAGGGGCAGGGCCAGGAUGUGCGGAUCGUGCUGAAUAAAGAGCGACGUCAUUUCUUACCUGUGGAGUCGGAUGGGUUUCGGGCUGUGUUUCCCAUCACCAACGUGAGCCGGGAGCACGGCGGGAGCUACAGCUGCUCCUAUCACAGCAAAUCGGAGCCGUUCGCAGUGUCGUACCCCAGCGACCCCAUGGAGCUGGUGGUGAGAGAUCCCAGCUUACCCAGACCCUCCAUCUCUCUGAGCCCCACUGGGGUCACUGCCCCAGGGGCAAAUGUCACCAUCCGGUGUCAGGGGCAGCGCCGGAAUGUGACAUUCUUCCUGCACAAGCCUCAAGACCAGAACCCGCAGCGACGCGUGGCCUCUGAUGGGGACUGGGCCGAGUUCCUCAUCACCACCGUGGGCCAGCAGCAGGGAGGGAACUACAACUGCAGCUACCGGCCCCAAUCAGAGCCCUUCAUCUCCUCAGAGCCCAGCGACCCCGUGCAGCUGGUGGUAGCAGAUCCCAGCUUACCCAGACCCUCCAUCUCUCUGAGCCCCACUGGGGUCACCGCCCCAGAGGCAGACGUCACCAUCCAGUGUCAGGGGCAGCGCCGGGAUGUAACCUUCUUCCUGCACAAGGCUGGGGACAUGAACCCACAGCGACAGAUGGACCCUGCUGGGGACGGGGCCGAGUUCCGCAUCCCCACCGUGGGCCGGCAGCACGGAGGGAACUACAGCUGCAGCUACCGGAACCAAUCAUAUCCCUUCAUCUCCUCGCAGCCCAGUGACCCCAUGCAGCUGGUGGUAGCAGAGCCCACUCUGCCCAAGCCCAUCCUCAGGCCCAGCGGGGAGGUCUCCCUGGGGGGAGCUGUGUUCAUCCAGUGUUGGGGGCAGGGCCAGGGCGUGCGGAUCGUGCUGAAUAAAGGGGGACGCCAUGUUGCACACGUGGAUACGGAGAAGUCGGAGUUUGAGUUUCCCAUCAACAACGUGCGCCGGGAGCAGAGCGGGAACUAUAGCUGCUCCCAUCACAGCAGGUCGGAGCCGUUCGUCAGGUGGAGCGACUCCGUGGAGCUGGUGGUGAGAGGGUAAGGACCAGCGCCGAGACAGAGAAGAUGAGACCCCAGCUCUGCUUCCCACCCCAAUCUACCUGCCCUAGGAUUCAGGACUCCUGGGUUCUCUCCCUGGCUCGGGAUGGGAAGUGGUGUCCAGUGGUUACACCAGGGGGGGCGAGGUAGGUUUUAAUGUUGUAUUUUUUAGUUAUUUUCCUAAUGAUAGGUUGAUUCUCAUUAGUUGAUAACCAUUAGAAAUGUUGAUUUGCAACUAAAUAUAGUCUUAACACUGAAUCUGGUGCUUUUUCUUUUGCUAACCAUGAUGGCAAACGAUAUCUAUGUGCAUUGAUUGAAGCAGUUAUAUGGAGUCAUUUACAUUUCUUCAGUCUAAUUUUUACAUUUUGAAUAUGUUGGAAAAUGGCAAAUGAUACAUUUAUUUCCUAGAUUAUGAUGAUUGUUUUACUUCUGAUUUGUCCAAGCUCUGUUUGGAUGAAAAUUCAAAUGCACUCAAAAAUGCACAGAAACAGCAUUUUCAAUAUGUUUAUUAAUUAAAUAAAACUACUUUAAAUGUGCUGAAUACAUCAUAACAAAAAAGUGGAUCGAAA